AUGACCGACGAAACAAGUCCAGGCAGCAAGGCUGUCCUUGCCUCUCCUCCGUUCGAAUUCAUUGGCAAAAAAGAAACGUACAUUGACUGGAAGAACGCAUUAGCGAACUACUUUUUCGCUUAUCCCAAAAGUUUCCAAACCGACUCCUCUAAAAUCCUCUUCGCAUUAUCCUGCAUCUCGUCCGAUAAAGGCAAUGACGCCUGUCACACAUGGAAGGCAAAUUUCAACAACAAAACUGCAGAAUUAGAUAACAAAUUCCUGGAUCCCCAUCUCAAGUUGAAACCGGAAAUUGCCCUUCAUAGCUACGAGCAGCGAGAGAUGAUGGUAGACGCCUACUUUGGAGGACUCAAAUCCAAACUUAUGGAAGCAGGGUUACCACCAGAUGCAUAUGAAAGUUAUCCGUUCAUUCACAGUAUCCUUUGCCGCAAUCUCUCUCAAUUUCUUUGUGAUCAUAUCUCGCAGCAGGAAAACCUACCCACCAUGUACUUAGAGUGGAAGGCAGCAGCUGGGAAAUGGGAACAACAAAACGAAGAACUCAAUCUGGAAAGGAAGAGAGAUAAACCCCCACAACAGAGGCUGCCACCCCACAUCAACAAACAGUACCGCGUACAGAGACGCAGAGACCACGGUAUAUCCAACAAUGACCGUAUUAUACUCCAUCUCAGAGGCCGCCGCCCCAGAAUGCAGUCCAUCCAAACACAGCAGGAACAUUUGGAGGAUCAGGUGUACCUAUGGAGAUUGGGAGUUCCAACACUCAAAGACAAUAUUGGCCCAACCUGA
Messenger RNA from Serpula lacrymans var. lacrymans S7.9, 780 nucleotides. RefSeq lists its product as uncharacterized. The record is from RefSeq and is a predicted model, not a curated record. NCBI's taxonomy places the organism in Eukaryota, Fungi, Basidiomycota, Agaricomycetes, Boletales, Serpulaceae. The coding region runs from base 1 to 780 and encodes 259 amino acids. The transcript is spliced from 3 exons.